Juglans regia (Persian walnut) is the source of this 1828-nucleotide messenger RNA. Its product is annotated as glycosyltransferase BC10. The coding region runs from base 432 to 1535 and encodes 367 amino acids. Lineage: Eukaryota; Viridiplantae; Streptophyta; Magnoliopsida; Fagales; Juglandaceae. Gene Ontology annotation, molecular function: glycosyltransferase activity. Gene Ontology annotation, cellular component: membrane. The record is from RefSeq and is a predicted model, not a curated record. The transcript is spliced from 12 exons.
UUCAUAGUUCUUCACGCAACUAUCCAAACACAACAGACUGCUCUCGACACCUAACUGAAGAGAAAAAAAGGAAGAAAGAGAGAAGAAGGAAUCUCGCUUGGCAAGCGAAGUCGUUCAGUAAGCUUCACUUUAACUCUUGCAGUCUUCACAGUGCUAUCUCCAAGUCUCAUUCAUUUCCAUUCACAUUCUCUCCUAAAUCAAGCUCCACGAGAUUCUCGAUCACCUUUUGUUUUCCCCUCCUCUCACUCAAUCAGAAAGCUUCACAUGCUUUGUCGUUUCCUCUCUCUCUUCACGCAGUUUUCACGGAAUCCUAAUUCCCACGGCUUGAAUCUUCGAAUUUCGUUUUUCGUCUCCAACUAUGGAUCUUGAACUGAAAGAAGAUGAUUAGAGGAGUUUCUCCAAGCCCUAAACCAAGUGAAAGCAGCAGCUAAAUGAAGCGAAAAGUUCCCCAGCAGAAAUCUCAUAAUUAUAAAUGGAGGAGGAAGCUUUUCGCGGCGAUAUUGCUAGGGUUUUGUUUCGUAACUUUGAUGUUGUUGAUGCAGAGUCAGUACAGUCGGAUCAUGAUGCAGAUGCCGGUGCCGAAGAUAGCAUUCAUGUUCAUCGCCCGGAAUCGGCUUCCGUUGGACUUGGUUUGGGAUGCAUUCUUUCAGGGAGGUGAGAACAAGUUUUCGAUUUAUGUUCACUCCAGGCCCGGGUUUCUGUUCAACAAGGCAACAACAAGAUCUGCCUAUUUUUUUAAUCGUCAAGUUAAUGACAGUAUACAGGUAGAUUGGGGUGAGUCCAGCAUGAUUGUGGCAGAGCGUAUAUUACUUAAGCAUGCACUUGAGGAUCCUUUCAAUGAUCGCUUUCUGUUUCUCUCAGACAGCUGCAUACCUCUAUACAACUUCAGCUACACAUAUGACUAUAUCAUGUCCACACCAAGUAGUUUUGUAGACAGUUUUGCUGAUACAAAAGAGGGCCGCUAUAAUCCAAAAAUGGAUCCCGUUAUUCCAGUUCUUAACUGGAGGAAAGGAUCUCAGUGGGUUGUUCUGACUAGAAAGCAUGCAGAGGUUGUUGUGGAGGACAAUACUGUGUUUCCCAUGUUUCAACAGCAUUGCAAGAGAAGGUCACUACCUGAGUUUUGGCGGGAUCGGCCUCUUCCUGCUGAUGCAUCCAAGGAGCAUAAUUGUAUACCAGAUGAACAUUAUGUUCAGACAUUACUGGCUCAAGAAGGCCUUGAAGGAGAAGUCACACGAAGAUCACUGACAUACAGUUCAUGGGAUCUCUCAUCCUCCAAAGACCAUGAACGUCGUGGAUGGCAUCCAGUGACUUACAAGUUUUCAGAUGCUACUCCCAUGCUUAUCCAAUCUAUAAAGGACACAGAUAAUAUCUAUUAUGAGACUGAAUACCGAAGAGAGUGGUGCAGUAGCAAGGGGAAACCAUCCCCAUGCUUUCUUUUUGCGAGAAAAUUCACUCGGCCUGCUGCACUCCGGCUUCUUAAUAUGUCUCUGCUGGGAGCUUUCAAUGAAGCAACAAGGAAAUCUAAUCUAUGGUGAAGUAGAUAUCCGUUGUGCAUCAUUUCCUUGCCCAAAGUAAGAAGGCUAAGCGCAUGGCUAAACAUAGGGAUUGCAUUUUGAGUUGCGGGGGAGGUCGAAACUGGCAAUGGGUUUUGUCGUUGAUAUGCAUUGGGUCAAACCGAAAGUUGUAUGAACAUUAAUAUGGGUUUUUUGGCGAACUUUAUUCAAAUGCUAAAGUUGGGCUAUGUCAAUCUUGUGAAACCUGUAUCACUGCGCCCACCCGAAUACGAUAAUAUAAGGAUUGGAAAUGCUGCGUUUGGGGUGUUGAAAUG